This is a messenger RNA of Lactuca sativa (garden lettuce), 2306 nucleotides long. RefSeq names its product zinc finger protein ZAT9. The record is from RefSeq and is a predicted model, not a curated record. Lineage: Eukaryota; Viridiplantae; Streptophyta; Magnoliopsida; Asterales; Asteraceae.
CAUGGAUUUCUCCAAUCGUCCUCCAAAUUUAGCUCUCUCUCUCUCUCUCUCUCUCUCUCUCUCUCUAAAGAUUCAUGUUCAUGGGUUUCUUUCUCUCUAAAAGUAUAUGAGAGAGAGAGAGAGAGAGAGAGAGAAACAGAGUGUGACUGUGAGUGUAAACCACUUCUUUCCUUUAAUUUCUCUUUGCUUCUUCUUCGCCAUCAUUAGCAACAAAGGUAACCGACCCAUCAUCCCCCUUUUAUUUAACUUCCAUUCUCAACAAACCAACCAAAUACCUUCUACUCCAUACUAGCUACCUUCAAUCAUCUUCUUCAUCAAGAAUUAAUACCAUGAAAUGCCAGAUGCGUUCUUCGUUCUUCGUUUUUCACUUCAAUCUUGAAGGAUUAAUUCUGAUUUCUGAAUACGCACUCCCGAUCUGAGCUUUCGGUCUUGUUACUUACUCAAAUAUAAUUCACAGUUUUCGUUUGGCUCUGUUCUUGAAUUUGAUCUGAAUUUCGUAUAUUCGAUCAGAAAUUAAUGGAAGAGAUUGAUCAGGAAUCGAUGAAACACAUGUGUAAAUACUGCAACAAGAGCUUCCCUUGUGGAAGAUCUUUGGGGGGUCAUAUGAGGUCUCAUGUAAUCAGCUCCACUGAUCACCAUCAUCAUCAUCAUCAUCAUCAGGUCGGGAACAAAACUUGUUCGACUGUUCUCGAUAAACUCUGUAAAGAAUGUGGAAAAGGGUUUCAAUCGUGGAAGGCUUUGUUUGGGCAUAUGAAAUGUCACUCGAUCAAACUCUUAAACAACAAGAACAAGAAUAUUGCAAGUCUGAAUCGAGAUUCUUGGAUUAGCUAUUCAGAUAAUGAGAAUUCAGAUGCCAAAAAUCGUCAAAUAAAGAGAUCGAGAAACAGACGAAACAAAAGGUAUAUAGUCGCUUCUAAUGCAACUGCAAUAAUCACAACAGUGUCAUCUUCAAUUUCUUUGAAUGCUAAUAGUAAUCAAAUUAGUAGUAAUAAUGCUUCAACAAGUAUGGUGUCCGAAAUCCAACAAGAACCAGAAACAGAUGUUGCUAUAUCUUUGAUGAUGCUUUCUAGAGAUUUGGGGAAAUGGGGUAAUGAAUUUGAAUCCACCGAUCACUAUAAUUCCUCUGUUUUGGUAAAUUUGAGUAAAGAUUUGAUUGGUAAUGGUUCCAAGAUGAAGAAAUUAGCAGAAACUCAAGUUGGUUUUGAUUUUCUUGGAAGAUCUGAGGUAGGUUUGAUAAAACAUGACAAAUUGGAUUCAGGUUUUGGUGAAUUUGAGGAUUCAAGUAAGAGAAAAUUCGAGUGUGUUACUUGCAACAAGAGUUUUCAUUCUUAUCAAGCACUUGGUGGGCAUAAAGCAAGUCACAGCAAGCUAAAGGGAGAUUUUGAUUCAAAAAUCCAAAACGAAAACAAACCCGUGUUAGAUCACGAUCAAACAAUCAAAGGGUUUGAUCCAAAAACAUCUAAAGGUCAUCAAGAAUUAUCAAGUUUCGAUCUUGGUGUUGGUUGUUUGAAGAAGAAAAAAGUGGUGUUGGGAGCACAUGAGUGUCCAAUUUGCUUAAAGAUGUUUUCUUCAGGCCAAGCUUUAGGUGGCCACAAAAGAUCACACUUGAUUUCCGAAGCUAAAAUGAAUAAAGAAAACACGAAUGUGAUCAAGAAACGCAAUGACCUCUUUUGUGAAACUCGAGGGUUUCUUGAUCUCAACAUGCCUCCUGAAGACGAAGAAGAAGAAGAGAUGGUUAUGAGCAGUAGUACAACAGAGUACAAGUCAUACUUCUGAGUGCUCUUGAAUUUAUGAUGAUGUUCUUGGGUUUUAUCAAGAGUAAAUUACACGAAUGGUCCUUAUGGUUUUGGGUAAUUUGCGCGUUUAGUCCCUAACUUAUUUUUUUAACUCGGAAGGUCUCUACUAUUUGUUUUUGUUACAUUCUUGGUCCCUACUAUUUAUUUUUGUUUAUGCACUUGGUCCCUAUCUUACCUAAAAAUACUAUUAUUUAAAUAAGGGAAAAUGAUGGGGUAGGUAAGGUAAGGUGACGGGGUGAGGUUGGGAGUGUGUUCGAUUAAAUAAAUGAAAAAAAAUCAAGGGAAAGUAGUCUUUUUAGGUAAGACAGGGACCAAGCACGUAACAAAAACAAAUAAUAUGGACCUUCCGAGUUAAAAAAACAAGUUAGGGACCAAACGUGCAAAUUACACCAAACCAUAGGGGUCAUUAGUGUAAUUUACUCUUUUAUCAAAACAAACCCAGAUGGAGAGAGAGAGAGAGAGAGAGAGAGAGAGAGAGAGAGAUGUUGUAUAUGAGAGAGAUUUCAUUUU